Messenger RNA from Strongylus vulgaris, 368 nucleotides. The record is from the annotation of a GenBank genome assembly. Lineage: Eukaryota; Metazoa; Nematoda; Chromadorea; Rhabditida; Strongylidae.
AUGGAACGUGUUUUGCACAGAAUGAGAGAGACCGAAGGUGUUGACAACGACCGACGGCGAACAGCCAGCAAAAGGCGACACCCCCUACGCCACGAUCGAUGGAUUGAACAAUGUGGAGGCAAGAACGAAGCCAUCUGGAACCCACGGGCCGCGUCAGCCUCGGUAUUUCGCAACGAAAUCGAUGAUGCCGAUCAGCUGACUUGCAGCGACCGCGACGCAGUUCGCCGGCGUUGCGGUCGGUUCAAUGCUACCGCCACGAAUUUAAAGGUCCUUUGCAAGGUUACUCGCUGUAGUACCUACUCCAAUCUUCUCAAGGGAUAUAUCUUUUUGUGUUUGUUAACAAGAUGUAUGGAGUGGGCAUGGUGAAU